UGAGUCAUUUAUCUUUCACAGCCUCACCCUCGGGAUGAUGUCUAGGCUUGCGAAGUAGUUUCUGAGCUCUUUAUAAGAGCAUCCUUUGGCCAGAAGUCAGAUAAAGACUGCUGUGUUGUUUUCGGGGUGGCGUUGGACACUUACAGAAACAAUGAGUGCACCUAAAUCCAAGAGAAGCGAGGUGAGAACCAACCGCUUACUGAACGGGAGAGAGCAGGAGUUCGUAGCCAGCAGGAGGAACGUUAUCCUGCAGAACCUGAGGAAGCUUCAGAUUCAGUGCAGCCAGAGAGAGGUGCCGAACAUAGCGUUACUGGGUUCUGGAGGAGGACAGAGAGCCAUGGUGGGUUUACUGGGAUGCCUGGAUCAGCUUGAUAAAGCGGGUCUUCUGGACUGCAUCCUUUAUCUGAGCGGAGUCUCUGGAUCCACCUGGUGCAUGGCUUCAUUAUACAAAGAACAAAACUGGUCCACCAAACUAGAGACCGUGAAAGACAACAUCGUCAAGAGACUCAGCGGUCCAGGAGUCAGCUGGGAGGAGCAGUUCGCCAAAUUGAAGAAAUAUUAUUCUGAGAAAGUCUUCUUCAACUUGACCGACUUCUGGGCGGCGAUAGUUGUAACAUCGUAUGUGAAAGAGAUCGACGAACACACGCUGGCAGAGCAGUGGAGCAAGAACAGCAGAGAUCCGUUUCCCAUCUACACGGUGAUCGACAAGCAAUGCAAACAGAGCAAUGACAAAGACCUCUGGUUCGAGAUCAAUCCCUACGAAGCGGGUUACUCCCUCACCGCGUUCGUGGACACCUGCGACUUCAGCAGCCAGUUUGAGAACGGCUCCAAGAAAAACCACCAGGGGCAAUUCGACAUGCUGUACCUGCAAGGUCUUUGCGGCAGCGCUUUUGCAGACGGACAGCAGAACAAAGAAGAAAUCUUAAAAUGGAUUUCAGAAUUCUUUCAUAAAAAAGAAAAAAUACUCGAGGCCAUGAGGAAAGAGCGGCCUGAGAGGGAACACGAAGAGACGACUUUUGAGUUUGUUGGUAAACAUCCGGCCCCCCCUUCUGAAGAGAAAUAUUACCAGGUGCUCGUGGAUCUCGCGGACAUGAACCUCGCCGCUUUGAACGGCAAAGACACUUCGGGUUUCGACAGAUCCAUCAAUGCAAAUUUGAACGAUCUCUCCGGAGGCAGAGAUCAGGACUUUUGUUCACUUAAAAAAGUGGAAACCUUUGAAGAGAGCACAGGAGAUGAAAAGCAGGACAUAAAGAGUUUCACUACGGAAGUGUGCAACAAUUUGAGCGGUCGGAUCAACUUCUGGCUAUUUAAGGCCGGGAUUAGCAUUUUUAGAUGCUUGAAUGAUUGGAUCUGGGGCCGGAAAUAUAACUUCCUCCACAACAUGACAGGCGGAGACGUGCCCCCCGCUCUUAGCAAAGACGAGACGAGAGACUACGAAGACGCCGGACUGAAGCUGAACUCUCCGUACUUCUCCGUGCUGAGAAAGGAAAGAGACGUCGACCUCAUCAUUUCCCUGGACUUCAGCCAAGGAGAUCCUUUCAUGACAGUGAGGGAAGCUGCUAAAAUGUGCAAAGAAAAAAACAUCCCUUUCCCCGAAGUCAACACCGCUAAUGAAGACAAGGACAAACCCAAGGACUUCUACGUGUUUAAAGGCAAAAACGCUCCCACCGUGAUUCACAUCCCACUGUUUAACAAGGUCAACUGCAGAGAUGAGGUGAUGAAGUGGCGGGGAGAUUACAGCACCGUUCAUAAAAGCUACAGCGCCGAGGAGAUCGCUGCUCUCAUGAAGGUCGCUGGAAAAAACAUCUCAAACAACAAAAAUAAACUGACGGAGGAGAUUCGAGCGGCCAUUGGAAAGAAAAGAUCCGGUCGCUUUAUGAAUCUCAUUGAGAAAUGAGUGAACUGAUCUGCAUAUUUCACAUAAACGGUCUUUAUUUCUUUUGCAUUUAUCAUAAUUUUGUCUUAAUCAUGUCAAAAUGUUUUCUUUACGCUCGGCUUAGAGGAAGGGCCAGGAGAAAAACAACAUCUCCAGUAUUUCGAGUUUGCAAAUCAACCACAACAGGCUGCAUCACAUCUGUGAUUAAAAAGAAAGUAUUAUGUUGCUCCUGUUCGAUUGAAUUUGUAAACUUGCAAACUAGCAUUAUGGUCCUUAAAGCUAAUCGAUCAAACAUUUUAUUUUUUACGUUACUUUUUGUCAACCAAAACUGGGCUUGCUUGGUAUUUUUAAUAAAAAAUUGGUACUUUUGGCAACUGAUUUGGCAACCUUUCACCCCAAAAGUGAAACUGACACGACUCAGGGUUGAAGAAAAGGCCUCUGCACUUAAGAUUUUUCUCAACAUGGGGACAGAAGAGGUAUCAGACAAUAAACAGUAGAGAAAAGUAACUUGCAUUACUUGAAAAAGUAACUUGGAUAUUUUCUUGCAAAUUUAAAAUGAAUGCAUUACUUUGCUAGUUACUUGGAAAAAAUGAUCUGAUUAUGCAUCUCACAUUGUUUUGCAGUGAUUGCAUCAAAAAAACCUCUAUAAAAUUAACUUGAAUUAUUUGUAAUGCGUUACA
Molecule: messenger RNA, 2556 nt
Organism: Puntigrus tetrazona (Sumatra barb)
Lineage: Eukaryota; Metazoa; Chordata; Actinopteri; Cypriniformes; Cyprinidae
Product: cytosolic phospholipase A2 gamma-like
Biological process (GO): glycerophospholipid catabolic process
Cellular component (GO): cytosol; nuclear envelope; nucleoplasm
Molecular function (GO): calcium ion binding; calcium-dependent phospholipid binding
Source: RefSeq, a predicted model, not a curated record